This is a messenger RNA of Danio aesculapii, 1258 nucleotides long. RefSeq lists its product as uncharacterized. The record is from RefSeq and is a predicted model, not a curated record. The transcript has 9 exons. Lineage: Eukaryota; Metazoa; Chordata; Actinopteri; Cypriniformes; Danionidae. Bases 122 to 826 code for a protein of 234 amino acids.
UGAAUGAAAGUAAAAAUGAUAACAGAUACGUUCAAGACAAAAGCAACACCUAAGUCAGGAUUGUGUUGCACGCCUCAACAUUCUUCAGCUCCAUAGUAACUCUCGUCAAGCAACUCUUCAGAUGCCAAAACCCGCUGAUGUGAUGAUAGCCGUGCCAGUUUACCAGCAGCACCAGUAUGAAGUCGCCAAGUUCCUGAAAAUUAAGCCAGCAGCUUUGGGGAUUUUGGAAAUAUUUAUAUCCUUACUGGGACUCGGUUUGACGAUCUGGAAUGUUCAUUAUUCCCUCCUCUGGUCACCAGUCAGUUUCUUUUUAACUGGAGCUCUAACAGUCUCAGCUGCAAACUCACAUAAACCAUGUAUGGUCAGAUGCUCGCAGAUCCUCAGCUAUUUAAAUGCUGCAACAGCUGUUAUCUCCUUCCGGUUUCACUUUUUUGUUGGGGGUGUGACCUGCUUUCUCCUCUUGGCAUGUGAUAUUAUGAUCUUCAUCUUCUCUAUGGUUGUUGCUCUAACCUUCUGUCCCUGCUGCUGCAAUCCAAAGUCCAGGCAGGCUAUGGUCAGUUAUGUAAAUCAGUCAGAUUUGCCUGUCAACCAUAUUGUGCUAACAAGCCAGCCGGACUCCUCUGCAUUGACGCAGUCUUUUAGUUCAGCCUUGUACAUUCAGCAACCUCUGCCAAACUGCAUGCCGGUCCCCAGCACAUCUCAAACAAACUACAAUCCAGCACCAAGAACACCUCCACCACCCUACAGCCAAGUUUCAGCUGCUCAUCCACGAAACUACGGUCCAAACCCAAAUACUCCUCCACCGGCAUAUGAGAUGACCAGAUGAACCGGACCCCAGAUCCAAAUGAAGAUGUUUGACUUUUACACACUUGCUGGCACAGGAUGAUGGUGAAUGGAAAACAAGAAACAAUACUUAAAAACUUGUAAAUAACUUAUAAAUAAUUUUAAUGUUACAGUAAUAAAUUAUUUUGGAAAAAAUAAAAUCUGUGAAUGUGUUUUAAAUACAUGUUGUUAAAUGUUAGAUUGCUAACAAAAUACUAAAAUAUAUGUUAUAAAAUAAUACAUUACGUAACUGUUAGUUGUUGUUAUCACUAAUUACAUUUUGCCUCAAUGCUGGAGUCAACACAUUAACACAGUGUAUUUCUAACGCAGAGUACUAAAUGAUCUUACAUGUAAAAGAGAUAGUUCACCCAAAGAUGAAAAUUCUGUCUUCAUUUACUUUGUUUCUGUUCAAUACAAAAUACAAUAUUUUGAAUAA